AUGCAAGCCGAGGCGCUGCUUCGGGGCCGGAAGCCCGUUGCAUCUUACAUCCUGCAAUCGUAUGCUCCUCCGGCUUGGAUUUACGGUCCUGCUUGUCGUCUUCCACCAAAGCCUGCACUAUCAUUUGGCUGCAAGCAUGGCACUCCCAAACAACGCGCCUCCGAGAAAGUAACAUUCCCUGAUCUGUGGACUAACACGUGCUGCCCACAUCCGCUCGCUGUCCCAGACGAGAUGGGUGUCGAUCUACCCUCGUCCAUAGUCGGUGCCCAGCGCGCGGCUCGGCGCAAACUCAACCACGAGCUAGGGAUUCACCGAGGCGAAGUUCCCCUGGAAGACUUCAAGUUCCUGACACGCAUUCACUAUCUAGCGGCCAGCGAUGGGAAAUGGGGAGAGCACGAAAUCGACUAUGUCUUGCUGAUCAAACUCGAGAGAGGUGGCGUGGCGCUGGAGGUAAAUCCGAACGAAGUGCGGGACACAAGAUGGAUUUCAUCAGCGGAGCUGCUAGACAUGUUCAAAGACCCAGCACCGAAGUUCACCCCGUGGUUCAAACUGAUCUGCGAUAUUGUUUUGUCCAAGUGGUGGGAACAUCUUGAUUCAGGAUUGGGAAAUCUCGGGGAUGAUGAAAUCAGGCGUAUUCAUAAGAAAGGAACGUUGGCAUAG
This is a messenger RNA of Diplodia corticola, 660 nucleotides long. Its product is annotated as isopentenyl-diphosphate delta-isomerase. The transcript has a single exon. NCBI's taxonomy places the organism in Eukaryota, Fungi, Ascomycota, Dothideomycetes, Botryosphaeriales, Botryosphaeriaceae. Gene Ontology annotation, molecular function: isopentenyl-diphosphate delta-isomerase activity. Gene Ontology annotation, cellular component: cytoplasm. Gene Ontology annotation, biological process: isopentenyl diphosphate biosynthetic process; isoprenoid biosynthetic process. The record is from RefSeq and is a predicted model, not a curated record. Bases 1 to 660 code for a protein of 219 amino acids.